This is a messenger RNA of Lycium barbarum (goji berry), 2614 nucleotides long. Its product is annotated as cytochrome P450 86B1-like. The transcript is spliced from 2 exons. The record is from RefSeq and is a predicted model, not a curated record. Gene Ontology annotation, molecular function: heme binding; monooxygenase activity; iron ion binding. Lineage: Eukaryota; Viridiplantae; Streptophyta; Magnoliopsida; Solanales; Solanaceae. Bases 697 to 2394 code for a protein of 565 amino acids.
UCUCUCCUUGCCACGUCAGCGCUUAGGGUGGUAAUUAUUCCGUUUUAAAAAAGUGCAGGAGGUAAUAAGACCCCCGAAAAGGUAAGGUGUGUCAUAGCAACUUUGACUAAAGUUAGGGGGUAACAGUGCCUUAUCCCAUUCAGAAACAAACCUGCUCCGGAUCCGAAUACUGCUAACUCAGCUACACACGUCGAUAAUAGCCCAAAAACUAACCAAAAAAAAAAAAAACAGAUUCCACGUGUCACCAUUACAAAAGGGUGAACACAAAACCAAAAAGUUUUUGUAGCUAAACCGCCACUUAAUUGGAAUUUGUAUACAUUAGCCCACAAAAGAAAAAUGAGAACCCCAAAAAACUGGCAAAACGUGUGCCAAGUGCUAAAUAAUUGUUGUACUUAGGUUAACUAUCUCACCCACUCUGUAGCAAAAACGUUCCAAGUAUGGUCAACCCCAUAAGCUUUUUAAUAAGACAGACACGUCCUUAUUUCCCCUCCCUUAAAAUUGAUUCUUGAUCAAAACCCUGUUUUACAAGAAAAGUGACUGAAAUCGAACCACAUAUUAUGAAGACACAACAUGAGAAAAUAACCUCUUCCCAUUUUCAGCUCACCAAAUCAAAACUGCUGGUUGUACAAACUUUAGCACGCCAAGAAAACACCUCCUAUAUUUCUAGCAGUAGAAUCACACCAAAACAACCAGUCCAUGCAUAACUACAACAUUUCCUAUCAUCUCAAUAUCAUGAAUAUUUCACUUAGCACCAUUAACAUGACUUAUUCCUCUUCCUCCUCAUCAUCUUCAUCCUUCUUUGCACAACAUUUCAACUCGAACGGUCUAUCGAGAAGUUUGUUUCUCUUGCCAGAGAUACAAAUGAUGGAAAUAUUCCUAGCCCUUGUUGUUUUCGUCGCUAUACAUUCUUUAAGGCAAGGGAAAAAACAAGGAUUACCAAACUGGCCAUUGGUAGGGAUGUUGCCUUCUUUGAUUUUCGGACUACGGAAAGACAUGUAUGAGUGGAUUUCUGAUGUUCUCUGCCGGAUGAACGGGACGUUUACGUUCCGAGGUCCAUGGUUUACCAACCUCAACUGCGUGGUGACAUCUGAUCCACGGAAUCUUGAGUAUCUUCUCAAGACAAAGUUCUCAAAUUUCCCGAAAGGAGACUACUUUCGGAGCACUGUUAGAGAUCUCCUUGGAGAUGGAAUAUUCAGUGCAGAUGAUGAGAUUUGGCAGAAACAGCGGAAAACAGCCAGCAUUGAGUUCCAUUCUGCUAAGUUUAGGAACAUGACAACAGAUUCCUUGUUAGAGCUUGUUCAUGCUAGGCUUUUACCCGUGUUGGAAGAUUCAAUCAAGCAAUCAAUCCCCAUUGAUCUUCAAGAUGUUCUCCUUAGGCUCACGUUUGAUAACGUCUGCAUGAUUGCUUUCGGGGUUGAUCCAGGUUGUCUCCACCCUGGAUUACCAGAAAUUCCAUUUGCCAAAGCUUUCGAAUCAGCAACUGAGGCAACCAUUCUCCGGUUUGUCACUCCUACGCUUGUCUGGAAAACCAUGAGGUGCCUCGGGUUAGGAACAGAGGAGACGCUGAAGCAUUCGUUGAAAAAAGUGGAUGAAUUUGCUGAUGAAGUAAUCAGAACAAGAAAGAAAGAGCUUUCUUUAGCCUCAUCAGAAGAUGGAAAGCAAAGAUCAGAUCUUUUAACAGUGUUCAUGGGGUUAAGAGAUGAACAAGGAAGGCCGUUUUCGGAUAAGUUCUUGAGAGAUAUAUGUGUGAACUUCAUUCUAGCUGGAAGAGACACUUCUUCAGUGGCAUUAAGCUGGUUUUUCUGGCUCUUGAAUAGUAGUCCUGAGGUUGAAGAAAGGAUUUUGGCUGAGAUUUCUAAGAUUUUAAAUGAAAGGGAGGAUGCUAUUAAUGAAAGUCCAUUGAUUUUCAAGCCACAAGAGAUCAAGAAAAUGGAGUAUCUACAAGCUGCUCUUUCUGAGGCUCUCAGAUUGUACCCUUCUGUGCCAGUUGAUCACAAAGAGGUUGUUGAAGACGAUGUUUUCCCAGAUGGAACGGUAUUGAAGAAGGGAACAAAGGUAGUGUAUGCAAUCUACGCAAUGGGAAGAAUGGAAGGGAUAUGGGGUAAAGAUUGCAGAGAAUAUAGGCCAGAGAGGUGGCUGAAAGAUGGGCGGUACAUGAGUGAAUCUGCCUACCGCUUCACUGCCUUCAACGGAGGACCUCGCCUUUGCUUAGGCAAAGAUUUCGCUUACUAUCAGAUGAAAUUCGCCGCUGCAUCCAUCCUCUACCGUUACCAUGUCAAGGUAGUGGAAGGCCAUCCAGUUAUGCCCAAAAUGGCUCUCACUAUGUACCUCAAGUAUGGACUACAAGUCAACCUCUCCAGGCGUCAUCAAACUCCUCUCAACAACAAAUACUAAUUACUACUUUCUCUAGCUAGCUAGCUGUGUAAUGUUUGUUCCUUUCUCCGUUUUCCUAUUUUUCAGUAAUAUAUAAUGAACAUGUUGUAUUGGUGGGUGAGUAGUAAGGAGACAGGGAAAGAAAAAAGAUUGAAUUAGGUACAUAAGGUGAAUUAUUGGAAUAAUAGAUUCUGUGUUGAUUGCUAUUGAUUAUUUUUUAUAUUCAAUAUUCUUUCAGUUU